Molecule: messenger RNA, 1830 nt
Organism: Lobosporangium transversale
Lineage: Eukaryota; Fungi; Mortierellomycota; Mortierellomycetes; Mortierellales; Mortierellaceae
Exons: 3
Coding region: 1-1830 (609 amino acids)
Biological process (GO): lipoprotein biosynthetic process
Cellular component (GO): membrane
Source: RefSeq, a predicted model, not a curated record
AUGGCAGAAGAAAAGAGAAAAAUACUCUUCUCUCCAAGCUUAGUCGGAUUCUGGGUCCCCAUUCUGGUCGGCGUUUGUGACUACUUUGGCCCUGGGCUCCACAAUAUUGUGCCAGCACCUUUCCUUGCCAUUUUCAUGUCUCUCUGCUAUUUAGAGAGGUUAGGGCCUGGAGGACCAUCCCCAUUAUCCACAUUAUCUUCAUCUAUAUGGUCACGAGCUGCAAUCCUUCGAAAUCUCUAUCUAUUUCUCUGUAUGGCUCUCGGAAAAGGACUUGCCUACCAAACCCCUAUAGGAGAGAAUGGAGACAGUGAUCUGGGUUCAUCGAUGCUAUUGGGGUUCAGUCUCUCAGUUGUUCAGUUGGUAGCCCUUUGGAUCCAUUUGAGCUGGCAAGAAAGGUUUAUGAAACCGGAUGAGGCAUUUCAAAAUGGAGUGAGAGCUUUGGUGGCAACUAUGGUCUUGCCGACUGUGUGGGUGGCCCUUUUCACAGUGGUAUAUGCUGUUAGUCCAUUAGGGACUGUGGGAUCUAUUGCUUAUUCCCAGCUUGACAACCAGCCCUUUGUACGAUGGGUGGCCGUUGCUGGUAUUGGAGGACUUGAGUUUAUCAUGGUCUGGACUUCAGUAAUGAUUGGUCGCGGUUUCACCCACUUGAUGCGCACACAUUAUUACAAAAAAGGCGGUGUCUAUGAUGUGGACCCUAUUGAAGCCAACAUGCGGAGACAAGCUGGAGAGGCCCGGUCAGGAGUAUUUGCACCGAUGCCUAUAUACCUGUUUAUGAUGAUGAUUGUCUUGUUGUAUGGAUCCAUUCAGGCCAAUGGGAAGUAUAGAUUGAAUUAUUCUCCCAGACGGAUUUCUUGUCUGUCGACAACAAGUGAUAUGUCAGCACAAAUUCCAUAUGGAUUUCCUUCCGAUAUUCAAAGUUACCAGUUCAACCGAACAGUUGAGAUGGCGAAAGAUGGAUCUAAUGUAGUGGUCUGGAGUGAGAAAGCGAUACGUAUUACGUCUUCACAAGAGCGGAACGACUUAUGGGCACAAGCAAAGAAUGUCUCUAUGACGUACAAGACAUAUGUUGGUAUCGCUUAUGAGGAUUUUGAUAAUAGCACAGGCAAUAAUAAGGGCAAGAGUAUAUUUGUGAUGUAUAGCGGGAACGGCAAUGUUGCAUUUGAGUACCAAAAAGCUCAUCUAAAGCCUAGGAUCGAUAACGAUUUUUUGCCAGGGCCUAGUAAUCAGCCCGCAGCAGAAAGAAAAGCAUCCUCUUUCAGCCUUGGGGUUAUUGGAGGAGCAACUGAAUUUGAUUUAAAUUUCCAGACAUUCUCAAAGGGAAUUAAGCAGAAAAAUAUCAAUUUAUUGAUCAGCUUGAGCAGGUCUACUACUUUCAAUGGAUUGACCUUCUUUCCUCUCCUUUUGCCUUAUAAAGCUAGUUUCGUACGUCAAGAGGCUGCUGUGCAAGCAUUCAGAGCUAUGGAGCAAGGCAUCACUAUCUUUUCAUGCGGCGCACUUCGCUCCAUAGCCUCAAAUUACUAUAAUCCAAUGAUAGUUGGAAGUGAAACAUCCUCUCGUAAUUCAAACACUGUUAACAUUGAAGUACAUGACAAAGUCUGGACUAUGUACCAGGUAGUAGGGGACCUUUGGGCCUACAUCUGUUGCGCUCUUACAGUCAUUACAUUAGCUUUGCUUGUAUUGCCUGAGAGGAUUGUAAAUCGACUGUUUGCAUGGAUCACCAAGAGGAAGAAAGGAAGAAAUAGUGAUGACUAUGUCGAGGCUGAUGGCUAUAGUGAUCGUGCCCAAGAGGUUCCUCUUAAUAUAUUGGAUGAGCCACUCGAGUGUAAAUAG